GGAGGAAGUGGACGACGGGAAGGUUCGAGCGAGUUAUUAUUGGUGUCGAUUGUCCGCGGCCCGGGCUCGUAGAGUGGUCGGCGAGGGAGGACAGGAAGGAAGCGCAGGAAGGAAAGGAGGGACUCGGAUGUCGAAUGAGAGAGAUGGUGGUGGACGAGCGAAGCUGUCGAGAGAAGUCAGGGAUUGAGCAGCAGCAUCAGCGAGCCCGACUCGAGUGCGCCAGCCACUGCAGCCGCCAUUUCUCUCGUACCGUCGCGUGAGGCCGAGGGAGGAAACAACCCCGCAAGGCAGGGAAGGGCAAGGAAGUGAAAGGCGGGGCAGAGUAAUCUUCACGCUCUGAGGUCUUCUUCGUGAUUUAUAGACCGGGCCUUCGAGGACUCGACAGUUUUCUUGAAGAAGUGUGGGGUGGUGGUGGGUGCAAUUGGCUUCGGUUGGGGACACGUAGAAGCGGGGAAGGUUUAUGGACUGAGUGCGUAUUAUUCAGAGGGGAGGUUUAUGAGAAUUUGCAGGACGCGGUACGGCUUUCAAAUGUCGCCAGGCGGGGGGAGACGCGAAGACUGAGUGGGUGCAGGACGCGAACGUAUUGAAAGCGGAGGCUCGGCCUGAGGCCGCUUGCUGCAGCGGCAACAAUUUUGGGUUGGAAACAUGCGGAUUUCUGGAUUUUUUGUCGGUGGGGGUCUUGGGGGAUUUUGAGGAGGGCGGCGAAGAGGAGCAGGAGAAGGCUGCUUGAUCAGCAAAGACUUGGAAAUUUUGACAAUUGAGAUACCAAGUUGAGGAUUACAGGCAACAAACAUGACUACGGUGGAAACGAACGUGCACUUUAGAGAGCACGAUAUCGAGUUUUUGCAGAAAAGAACGAAGCUUUGGUUGCAGGCGGUGCUUGGCGAGAGAUUCGACGAUCAGCGAAGUUUAGCAGAGUUGAUUGCCGAUGGAAACUUACUGUACCGUGUGGCGAAGUACGUCAUUAAGGAUGUGACGGGGAAAAGCCCAGGGCCCGAAGCUUUUUCCCCUAAAGCCUUUUCUGAAGCUGCGAUUCAGGGCAAAAAUAGCGGGAAAUACUUACCGUACUCGAACGUAGACACAUUUUUGAAGAUGUGCCGGACAGUUGGUUUGAGUGACGUCGAUCUUUUCACGCCUCCCGAUGCGGUUGAAGGCAAGGACAUGCGACGCGUCUGUGUGGCGAUUCGCGCACUGGCAAGGAGGGCCCGAGCUCAGCAUAUCAGAGUACCCGACUUUGAUGAUGUAAACAGACCACUUCCUAUGCCCAAAGAGAAAGUUGGGGAAAUACGAGAACACCUGCAACAUGCGAGCAGCACACCACCAGUGACUCCCACGGUCCCUACGCCUGAACUGGACAUACAAAAGUCAGAGAGGGUUCAGAUCAUUAGCAAUUUUUUGUCCUCUACUAAAACACCCACAAGUUCUCCUCAAUUGGGUACCGAAACUUCUUUACCUGUUAUUACUACUUCUGAACUUCGCUCGGCAGACACUGCCAACUCUGUGGCACCAUCGACACCAGGGCCAGCCAUUAGAGAUAAUGGGAAUAUGUUGAGUACACCCUCGACCCCAGCCGCCACAAUAGCAGGCUUGAGCACUCCUGAUUUGAGAAAGUCACGCUCUGCAUUAGAGUCUUCACCUAUCCAUCCUCUUGAUUCGAGUUACAAUUUUGUACCGGCGGCAUCUCCGUCACCAUUACCGAUGUUCAAACCAGAGUGGAUACCUCUGCAAGACCUAGGUAUUGAAGAGUAUACUGAUUCGCCUGAAGAAGCUUCGUCUCAGACUCAGACCAAAUCGCCGGAGUCAUCUCAACCUCAACUUGAUGUGAAAGAUCCGAAGACAGAGGAAGGGACUACACGGUCUAGAGAAUUGCAGCCGGACAUGAAGACUCCACCCGAGGACCAACAGUUGAGAUCACAAUCAAGCAUGAAGAAGUCCAACUCCGAAGCUCAGUUAACUAAUUCUCAACCUGAACGAUCUGAAUCGAGAUUCAACGAAGCGCCUCCAAAGCUUCCGUCCCCUGUCAAAAACAGCCUAGUGACAAGGUCUGUUUCGAAGGAUACGGCAGCACCCAAGCCUGGCUCGAAAGACACGGUGGCUAGGGAUUCUGCAAAGCCAGGUCUUGUGAAUGGUCUUCGGCCUCUGACAAAGGAGCCUACUGGAAGUUCGAAACCUAUCCAAAUAAAUCUGAAUCUUAGAGUCUGGGGUCCAGUGAUAGCCGGUGCAGUGGCAUUCCUUGGUACUUUUCUGGCAGUACGGUCCAGGGAUCCAGUUCUGUACGAAGUCAAACGAGGAGAUACUCUGACAAAAAUUUCAAAAAAAACGGGUAGAGCAACGUGGGAGGAACUGAUCAAAUUGAAUCCGAAUAUCAAGAAUCCUGAUCUCAUCUACCCAAGUGAAAGGUUGAAACUACCAGUUUAGCAAAUUGGACUUGGAGGCUCCCCUGCCCUGCCCAUCUGCCGGGGGUGGCUGACUGACGCCACUGUACAAUGUGUAACAGUAUAUGAUUGACAGACGGUUCUCUGAACUUCUCUGUGUUGUAAUGUAUCUUCCUCUGAUAUCAACAAAAUUUGUUCUCCUUCCUGGGUCUGGUUGUAGUUUUGUGGCGUGCACCUUUGGUACAAUUAGAUAUUUUUUCAUUUAUCACUUCUCCCCAC
Molecule: messenger RNA, 2654 nt
Organism: Marchantia polymorpha subsp. ruderalis
Lineage: Eukaryota; Viridiplantae; Streptophyta; Marchantiopsida; Marchantiales; Marchantiaceae
Source: the annotation of a GenBank genome assembly